This is a messenger RNA of Protobothrops mucrosquamatus (brown spotted pit viper), 1733 nucleotides long. RefSeq names its product DnaJ heat shock protein family (Hsp40) member C11 (gene DNAJC11). Gene Ontology annotation, biological process: cristae formation. Lineage: Eukaryota; Metazoa; Chordata; Lepidosauria; Squamata; Viperidae. The record is from RefSeq and is a predicted model, not a curated record. The transcript is spliced from 16 exons. Bases 13 to 1695 code for a protein of 560 amino acids.
AAGGUCGGCAACAUGGCGGCGGCCUCUUCAGGCGAUGAAGCGCCGGACAAUGAGGACUAUUAUUCGUUGCUGAACGUGCGGCGGGAGGCCACUCAAGAGGAGCUGAAAGCCGCCUACCGCCGGCUGUGUAUGCUGUAUCAUCCCGACAAGCACAGAGACCCCGAACUCAAGAGGCAGGCCGAACUGCUCUUCAACCUCCUUCACCAGGCUUAUGAAGUGCUCAGCGACCCCCAGACCCGAGCCAUCUACGACAUUUAUGGAAAACGAGGCCUUGAAAUGGAAGGAUGGGAGGUGGUGGAGAGGAGAAGGACCCCCGCCGAAAUCCGGGAGGAAUUUGAACGGCUGCAGCGCGAGAGAGAGGAGAGGCGGCUGCAGCAGCGGACGAACCCCAAAGGUACCAUUAGCGUCGGAGUGGACGCGACCGACCUGUUUGACCGCUACGAGGAGGAGUACGAAGACGUGCCAGGCGGCCCUUUCCCGCACCUUGAAAUCAACCGCAUGCACAUAUCCCAGUCCAUCGAGGCCCCGCUCACGACCACGGACACCGCCAUCCUCUCGGGAAACCUGUCUACGCAGAACGGCAACGGUGGUGGGUCCGUCAGCCUGGGCCUCCGGCGGGUGACCUCCGCCAAGGGCUGGGGAGAGCUAGAAUUCGGAGCGGGAGACCUGCAGGGCCCCGUCUUUGGCCUGAAGAUGUUCCGGAACCUCACGCAACGAUGCUUCAUCACCACUAACUGCGCCCUCCAGUUCUCCUCGCGAGGGAUCCGUCCUGGACUUACGACGGUCCUGGCCCGGAAUCUCGACAAGAACACCAUGGGGUACCUGCAGUGGCGCUGGGGCCUCCAGUCAGCCAUGAACAGCAGUCUGGUCCGGGACACCAAAACCAGCCACUUCACCCUGGCCUUCCAGCUGGGCAUCCCUCACUCCUUCGUCAUGGUCAGCUACCAGCACAAGUUCCAGGAUGAAGAUCAGACGCGGGUCAAAGGAUCCCUGAAGGCUGGCUUUUUCGGCACCAUCGUGGAGUACGGAGCGGAGCGGAAGAUCUCCAAACACAGCAUCCUCGGGGCCACGGUCAGCGUGGGGCUGCCCCAGGGCGUCUCUUUGAAGAUCAAGCUAAACAGGGCCAGCCAGACGUAUUUCUUCCCCAUUCACUUGACGGAUCAGCUCCUGCCCAGCGCCGUCUUCUACGCCACGGCUGGACCCCUGGUCUUCUACUUCGCCAUGGACCGGCUGAUCAUCCAGCCUUAUCUGCGGGCGCAGAAGGAGAAAGACUUGGAGAAGCAACGGGAGAGCUGCUCCAGCGACACCUUGCAGAAGAAACACGAAGCUGAAGCUGCCGUGCGGCUGAUGCAGGAGUCCGUCCGGAGGAUCAUUGAGGCCGAGGAAGCCAGGAUGGGCCUGAUUAUCGUCAACGCCUGGUACGGGAAGUUCGUCAACGACCAGAGCAGGCGGGACGAGAAGGCCAGGGUGAUUGACGUGACGGUGCCCUUACAGUGCCUGGUCAAGGAUUCGAAACUCAUCCUCACUGAAGCCUCCAAGGCCGGCCUGCCCGGAUUCUACGACCCUUGCAUUGGCGAAGACAAGAGCUUGAAAGUCCUCUACCAGUUUCGCGGCGUUCUCCACCAAGUGAUGUCGGCGGACAACGAGGCCCUUCGGAUACCAAAGCAGUCCCACCGGAUCGAUAUGGACAGCUAAUGCAGCAGCGGGGAGCUGCCUGGGGGAGGCGCCCCCGG